Polistes canadensis is the source of this 2053-nucleotide messenger RNA. RefSeq names its product amidophosphoribosyltransferase-like. The transcript is spliced from 8 exons. The record is from RefSeq and is a predicted model, not a curated record. Gene Ontology annotation, biological process: purine nucleotide biosynthetic process; purine nucleobase biosynthetic process. NCBI's taxonomy places the organism in Eukaryota, Metazoa, Arthropoda, Insecta, Hymenoptera, Vespidae. Bases 371 to 1975 code for a protein of 534 amino acids. Gene Ontology annotation, molecular function: amidophosphoribosyltransferase activity.
AAUAAAUAUUUCUUAUGAAAAAUAAGUUUCUUAGAUGACACACAACACAUCACAGUUGAAUGAUGAAAUUAAUUGCGAAAUUUUCUUAUCUAACCCCUUGAGGUCGAUAGUUUAUAGGGGCAUUGACGAUAAUCUGAAAUAAGACUGUAGGGGGUCUAGAAUGCACUUCUAAAGAGACUGAUAUUAAUAUUUACUUCAUAUUUGUCCAUAUGUAUAUCAACAUUUGUUCCAUUCGCAAACACAUUACGUAAAAUUGAUGACGUAUAAAAGGAGAGAAUACUUUAAUACUUUUACAAUAUUGAAUUGAUUAAAUGUAACUAAAAAAAAAGUUGAUGUUUAACAAAUUCUAACACUUAAGAUAAAUAUAAAAAUGUCUCAGGAUAUGCAAGAUGAAAGUUGUUCUCGUGCAAUAUCUCGUCUUUCAAUAAAUGACGUAUCAAGAAAGUCAACUUCUAAAUCAGAAGGUAGAAAUAAAGAAGUUUCUGGACUCACACAUGAAUGUGGUGUUUUUGGGUGCAUUGCUGCAGGCGAUUGGCCAUCACAAAUUGAUGUAAGCCAAGUGAUAUGUCUUGGUUUAGUUGCUUUGCAACACAGAGGUCAAGAAAGUGCUGGAAUUGUUACAAGUAAAGGUGUCUGCUCUAAAUCGUUUUAUGUUCAUAAGGGUAUGGGAAUGAUCAAUAACAUUUUCAAUGAUGAAAGCAUGAAGAAACUCAAAGGCAAUUUAGGAAUAGGUCAUACUAGAUACAGCACUUGUGCAGCUAGCGAAGAAGUCAAUUGUCAACCUUUCGUAGUUCAUACAGCACAUGGUGCCUUAGCAGUUGCUCAUAAUGGAGAACUUGUAAAUACAGAAUCAUUAAGGAAAAUGGUAUUAGGUAGGGGUGUGGGUCUUUCGACGUAUUCGGAUUCUGAAUUGAUAACGCAAGCUUUAUGUUUAAAUCCUCCUGAAGGUGAAGUUAAUGGCCCUGAUUGGCCAGCACGUAUCAAACAUCUCAUGCAUUUAGCACCAUUAUCUUAUUCUUUAGUAAUCAUGCAAAGAGAUAAAAUUUAUGGUGUUAGAGACCCAUAUGGAAACAGGCCUUUGUGUUUAGGAAAAAUAGUACCUGUUGGCAAACUUGCUGCAAGUGAAUCGGAUGACGAUGAUGAAGCAGAAGGUUGGGUAAUCUCGUCAGAAUCUUGUGGUUUCUUAAGCAUUGGUGCAAGAUAUGUUCGGGAAGUUUUUCCAGGUGAAAUUGUUGAAUUGACUCGUGAAGGUAUUAAAACGAUUGACAUUGUAGAAAGACCAAAGAAUAAACGACAAGCAUUUUGCAUAUUUGAAUAUGUUUACUUUGCCCGAAGUGACAGUAUUUUUGAAGGACAAAUGGUAUAUUCAGUUCGUAUGCAAUGUGGUCGUGUAUUAGCAAUAGAAUCUCCGGUAGAAGCUGACAUAGUUAGUUCUGUACCAGAAUCUGGUACUGCAGCAGCACAUGGUUAUGCUAGACAGUCUCAAAUACCAUUUGCUGAAGUACUUUGCAAGAAUAGAUACGUUGGAAGAACAUUCAUUCAACCCAGCACAAGAUUAAGACAAUUAGGAGUUGCUAAAAAAUUUGGAGCUUUAUCCGAAAACGUAAAAGGAAAAAAAUUAAUUCUGAUCGAUGAUUCUAUUGUUAGAGGAAACACUAUUGGACCAAUCAUAAAACUUUUACGUGAUGCAGGAGCAAAAGAAGUACAUAUCAGAGUAGCAUCGCCUCCCUUAAAAUAUCCAUGUUAUAUGGGGAUUAACAUUCCAACGAGAGAAGAACUAAUUGCUAAUAAGCUUGACAAUGUAAAAUUAGCCAAGCAUGUUGGCGCUGAUAGUUUGACAUACCUUUCUGUGGAAGGACUUGUUCAAGCUGUUAGACACAAUAUGGAUAAUAAAGAAAGCAGUUAUGUUGGUCACUGCACUGCUUGCUUGACAGGAGAAUAUCCUGACGAACUACCUGGCGAUUUAGAUUGGUGAAUCCGUUAUACAUUGGACAAUCCAUUAUUUCACUAAGAGGAUAUUGGAUCCUUUUUUCCAAUGCAAAUCUUCAAUCUA